Messenger RNA from Cladophialophora yegresii CBS 114405, 3111 nucleotides. RefSeq lists its product as uncharacterized. Bases 1 to 3111 code for a protein of 1036 amino acids. Lineage: Eukaryota; Fungi; Ascomycota; Eurotiomycetes; Chaetothyriales; Herpotrichiellaceae. Gene Ontology annotation, biological process: protein ubiquitination; ubiquitin-dependent protein catabolic process. The transcript is spliced from 2 exons. Gene Ontology annotation, molecular function: ubiquitin protein ligase activity. The record is from RefSeq and is a predicted model, not a curated record.
AUGGUCACGGUCGAAUCAACGGCGGCACAGGCGGCCUCUUCACUCACCCAGGCGCAGGGACCGAUAACUGCCUCCCCUUCACUUUUGAAUCUGACAGCCUUCAAGACAGCCGCGGCAGAUGUGACCUCGUCGUUUAGUCUGCCAACUGCCGAACAGCUCCUUUGCUUCCCACUCCGGUUCGCUUCGCUGAUUGACCGGGCAGUUCUUUUCAUAUGGCACCAGGUAUUCGUGGAGGGCUUGGGCAUUAACAUCUUCACAAGAGGAGGCCCGCCGCUGGCUGAGGGUGCUGCAGGAGGACAAGUCAUGGCAGAAGCUGCGGCGCAAGCAGUCGGCGAAGCAGGCGCAGAGAGCUGGGCGGCCUUCUUUGCAGAGGCUUUUCAGGCGAGCACAUUCAAGUCAUACUGGGGCAUGCUGCACUAUCUGACGUCGAGAUGGGCCUUCACAUGCUUUGCCAUGGCGCUCAUCCUUAAUCGCAUUGGGGUCUAUGGCGCUUCCCGCCAACGCAUCCAGCUGACCUGGACGAAGAGGCUAGCUUUGCGAAUACUACCCAUUCUACUUUUCGCCAGCCAGAUCCACUCGCUUCUCCAGGCUAUCCGAUGCCAAACGUCUCCGGACUACUCACUGUACCGACAUGGAGACAAUAACAAAUACAGCCUGCUAGACUGGUCCACGGACGGCGGGCGCCUUCACACUUUUACAUCGACGCUACUCUUCCAGUCCACAGAUGCAGAUGCCUGUGCAGCAGUUGGGAUGAGCAGACCGAGCCCAGACGUUCGGGCGCCAUAUGGGUCCUUCUCGCUUCUCUGGCCUUCGUUCCUGCGUCUGAGUUUGUCUCAUGUUGUCGACAGCCUCUCUUGCUCGCUGCAACAGAUCCCGACCAUGACGGAAGUGGGCAUGUCGGUCUUCGAGCAUUCACUGGCGUUCGCCGAAGCCGAGACGAUGAUCUCCCACACUCUGGGGCUUGGCUAUUUUAACACCGUCAAGGCCUCGAGCAGUAGCAACACGACCGCCUCAGGAUUCUCACAAGCAGACUCCUCCCCUACGAUACCGGCCUCGGGCACUAUACUGGCACUCGCGGAUGCUACCGCGGCCCUCACAGGUCCCCACAUCCUGGAUCGAGUCAACGUGCCAGUCGAAGUUCUCUUGGUCACUCUGCUAUCAUGCUGCAACUCCUUAUCGUCUCACGUAAUUGCUGUCCUGGGCAAACAACGUCAAUGGCGCCUCGUCAAUACUGCAGUUUGGGGAAUGGCCUUCAUGGGUUCUUUUGUAUGGGGCUUGUUUACCACGAGUGUCAUGGUCCGAAGUGGAGAGAACGGCGACAACCGCCCUGUCAGCAGCCUCCUGCAUUUCCCUACGGUUGCUAUUGUUGGCUUCCUCCCCCAUAUGGCGAUACUGGUUGGCGUUGCAGUUUGUCUGGUCAUUUACCUCAUUGCGCUCACCUUGACUGCGAUAUCCCUGGGGACCAACCCACACAUUCCGCAACCAACGAGCCUCAAGGAACGUUUCGCCAUAGCUCACGACAACCUUCAAGCCGCAGUCCAGACCCGUGGCAUCAACAUCCGCUGGUACGAGGACUUUUAUACAGCACUUCUUCGUGUUGGGUUUGCCGCACUGACUGCCGCGUCCGAAGCGGUCUUCUUGAAUGAAGGCCGGGCCGUCGAAGUUCGACAGUUCACUUGGCUGGAGGAAGAUCGACUCGACGAGUUUGACUCGGCAAUGCGUGAAAAGGGUCCCUUUCAAGGUGCCGGCACCCUUCAGAAUGGGCAGCAGUUUCAAAUCCUGGAAGAAUACGGCUUGCCACCUUCGAGUCCCGGAGGGACUGACAAAGGAGGUGUUUGGGAGUCCGGCUUUGGCAAGGAACGGAAAUUCGACAAAAAGGAAAACGAAUUGGAAGGGAAAGAUUCUUUCGUAUACCCUACCCCGCGCAAUGGAGGCGUUGGGGCUGUACAACGGACGACAAGGUUCUACUUGCUUAUGAUUUACCUUCGGGGUAUCAUGUUUUUAACGGCUGGAUACAUCGGAUUUGGGUUUGGUGUUUUGUUGGACACGAUUGGCAUCACGGCGCGGCCUCGCUGGCUGAGACGCCUGGUCGGCAGGUCAUUGAAAAAGAUGAAUGCCGAGCGCAAUACGACCAUCACAGGGACUCUUGACUUUUGGGUCCUAAGGGAAGAUGGCAAGCUCACGAUACCCCGAACUGACGAAGUCGAUAUUGAGCCGGAAAUGAGGAGGCGGCUGAUGACCGAGUUCUCCGGACAGAGAAUUGAUGAACUUCUCGACGCCAAGCUGUACGACUGGUGGAAAUCCGGUGGCUGGUUUGGCACCAAAGACGAGAGCGGCGAGUACCAGCCGUCACAUGCAGACGAUCUUGAUGAUGUUACGAGCGUGGUUUCGAUGUCCACCGACGCGAGCAGCAGCAGCAGCGUCCACGAAGACGAAUGGGAAUCAGAGCCCGAGGGUACGAGAACCCCAACGCAGACAUCCUCAGGGCCGAUGUGGUCUUUUUCACAAAUCCAGACUCGAGAGUCGACGCCAGAAACCUUCUCGGAUUCACCACUCGACGCUAUCACACUUGCCAGGCUUCUCAAUCCCAAAGACACGGCGUCCCGGGAAGAAGCCCGGAUUCUUUCAUCUCACCUGCUGGCCAGUGCGUCAGCCGACUCGCCUGGGAUCAUGACUCGCUCCCGCUAUCGUCGUGAACUCGAAGCCGAGCGGGCCAAGAUCCUGCUGGCAGGACGGACCCCCCACCACCAUGACCACAUGGGCAAAGUUCCGGCAGUCUCCUUAUAUACGGAGCCGGAGGCCAAAGGCCCUCGACCACUGACACCGACCGAGGAAGCAGAAGUCCUAGAGUCCCUCAUUCUCGAGCGGCGAAAGAAGCAUGCGACCGCUCCUCCGUUGCGUGGCCCGACGGAGAACGAUGAUGACCCUUCCACACAGCUGGGUCCGCCUUGUGUGGUCUGCCAGGUCUCGUCGAGGACGAUCAUUGCAUGGCCGUGUCGCUGUCUCUGUGUGUGCGAGGACUGCCGCGUCAGCCUGGCGCUCAACAACUUUGGAAACUGUGUGACUUGUCGGCGAGCCGUGCAGGGGUUCGUGCGGCUUUAUGUGCCUUGA